GUCAGUGGCAGCGGCUGCUGUGUUGCAGCCACACACAGCUGCGCAGUUGCCGUGGCAACAAGGCCCGGGUUCCCAAACUGGGAAGGCGAGGACAUGGAGAAGACGAGGAGGAGGAGAAACGACACCCGGGGCAGUCGGAAGGGUAAGAGGAGCACCAGGACGGAGCAUUGACACAUUGGAGAGGGUUCCUGUGCCUUGGCAGUUGCACAGGGGUGGCAUCUCAGGCAUCCAGAAACUCUUGUUUUGAAGUCCAAAACACCUGGAGGGAGGGCCCAAGUUGGCCCGUGCCUGUGUUCAUGAAAGCCUUUUAAACCAGACUAAAGCCACUGUCUUGAAACAGAGCCGGGCCUCCCCAGAUGAUCUUAACCUCCAAGAUGGUUCAUAAAGGGAGACACGUUGGGACAGAAACUCUAGUGACGAGUGCCAUGUUGCCCUUCGUGAUUCUCAUCUAAAGCAGAGGAAAGAGUCAAAGGCUCAGGAUCGGGCGCACUCCUGGCCGAUCGUCUGUGUUGGCUGUGAAACGAAGAAGGUGCCGCGGAGCUGAAGGGAGAGAGGGCGUUUCCGUGUUCUAAGUGGCCCCAGUGACACCGCCAAGGAUGGAAAACCGGGCGGAGAAAGGCGAGGAGGCAUCUGAGAAUGUGAAGAUCACGUCCCAGCUGCUGAAGGCCAAGACGGGGGAGUUUGACCUGGAGUCCAUCCUGCUGCUGAAGCUGCGCGGCCUGGGCAUCUCGGACCUGGGCUGCCUGGGGGAGUGUGCCGGCCUGGAGUGGCUGGACCUCUCGGGGAACGCCAUCUCCCACCUGGGCCCGCUCUCCUCGCUCAAGGCCCUGGCCGUCCUGAACAUCUCCUCCAACCGCGUCUCCAGCCUGGAGCCCCUGGCCGGGUGCGAGAACCUCCAGAGCCUCAACGCGGCCGGGAACCUGCUCGGCGGGGUCCAGCAUCUGCAGUGCCUGGUGGGGCUGCGGCACCUGGAGAACAUGCGCUUCGCCAACCCCAUGGGCCGCCUCAGCAACCCCUUCUGCGCCUCCCCCGGGUACCGCGCCGCCAUCGCGGAGAUGUUCCCCGGGGUCAAGGUCAUCGAUGGGGAGAGGGUCUCCGGCCGGGGCAGCGAGCUCUACCAGCUCUGCAAGGACCUAGACAACUCCCUGAAGCGCUUCCACAGCCCCGGCCGGGCGGGCCACGCGGAGCUGAGCGGCCUGAGCAAGCCCUGGGUGGAGGAGGGCUACUGGGACGUCCGCCCGGCCAGGAGGAGCUCCAUCGUGGAGGAGGCCUACAAGCAGUUCAGCGAGGCCCUCCAGGAAUGCCGGGAGCUGAGCAAGCGGGCCGACGACACCAUCUCCCAGGCCGAGCGGGCACUCAACAUCCGCCCCGACGCCAACUCCUAUCUGUUCUGAACCGUCCCAGGCUUCCCUCUCCUCGGUAUUGGCCAAGCCAUUUCUCGAUGACUCCAUUCCCAGUCUUCUCCCAGCUCAACAGGACCAAGCUCUUCUCGGGCUCAUCCCACCACAGGAGAAGGCUUCCUGGAAGUCCAUGGCCAGUGGAUGGGGAUAACCAUGCCCAAGCCCACAAUAUGCCCAGAGUUUCAGUUCACACCCAUGGUCUUAAAAAAAUAAGCUGGUAGAGCAUUAUACAAAUAAAGUAUUAUUAUUAUUAUUUUA
Molecule: messenger RNA, 1658 nt
Organism: Anolis carolinensis (green anole)
Lineage: Eukaryota; Metazoa; Chordata; Lepidosauria; Squamata; Anolidae
Gene: lrrc61
Product: leucine rich repeat containing 61
Exons: 3
Coding region: 597-1394 (265 amino acids)
Molecular function (GO): protein binding
Source: RefSeq, a predicted model, not a curated record